UGUGCGUUUUGCCCUUAUUUCAAGUUUAUUAUAUUGAUCGUAAAGACACCCUUCCACUACAACAAUGGUCGACCCCCUAAGAAAAGAUCGAUCGGUCUGGAGUGAUUUCAUUCAGCUGUACCGGCAUAACGGCACUGCAGCAGCCAACGGUAGGGCCGCUUACAUCUGCCGUAUUUGGCCACAAUAACGCCCUAACAAGAGCUGGAUUGUUGUGGCUAUCUCCAUCCCGAUAGACAGGUAACCCUCGGGCGGAGACGUCGGCUCCUUCCUCUGUACCAGACCGUUUGCACCCCGAUGGUUACAGUCUGAUAACCCCGGCGUCUGGGAUAUUCCGAGUCGGCCUUUUCUGUAGGAGAGCAGGCAACGAUGGACCCAUGGGAGGCCGCAUCUAUCCGUGGCCAUCGCACAGAGAUUGUCCAGAGCCUCCGUGUCCAGGAUGUCCGGGCAUACAUGAUUCAGGAGGGGGUCAUGGACCCGGAACACUUCGAGGACAUCGAAUGUGAACGCACACGGGCAUCAAAGGUUGAGCGUUUCCUGGACAUCCUGGCCACACGGGGACCGAGGGCCUUUCCUGUCUUCCUGACUGCCCUGGAGGAUUUCGGGUACCCACAUCUAGCCGACAUGCUGUUGAGGGCACCGACGGAUGUAGACGGCUGCCUCGGUGGCGUUGUUUUACUGGAGGACACCAUAGCAAAAUGUCGAGAGAACCUGAAGAAAAGAUACCUGUGUGAGUACGGGUGGAUUCAGCCCAUCCCCUGGAACCCGGCUUUUCGUCUUCAUCUGGAUGAGGUUUAUACAAACUUGGCUAUCGUGGAAGGGAAGCGGCGAAGCGUAUCAGCAGACUGCAUGGAGAAGUCCUACAGCUUUCAGGAAGAGUGGCUUUUUGAUGACGGGCCUUCCUGCGUUCUCGUAGAAGGGCCUGCUGGCAUCGGUAAAACCAUGCUCUGUCACAAAAUCGCCUACGACUGGGCGCAGGGCACUAUCCACUCACUGAAGAAGUUCAAGUUGGUGUUUCUUGUUGAGAUGAAUAAAAUCAGCUUUCCUUCCAUGAAAGAUGUGAUCGUCAAGAUCAUCGCAGCAGAUGAAUCAGGAAGUGACGAGGUGGAGGCGAUUUGGGACUUUGUCUCAUCCAACCCCGAGCAGAUCCUAGUCAUCAUGGACGGGCUGGAUGAGGUAAGGUCUCCUCACAAGGCCAAGAUGGCGGAAUCGUUCAGCAAGUCUCCACUCCGCCGUGCCUUCUCCUUGAUCACGACUCGGCCGGAGAGCAACUGCCCCCUGCUGAGGAGCUGUGACAAGGCCUACAUCUUAGAGGGGCACACCGCAGAGAGCCUGUCAAAAUUCAUCAAACGAUACUUUAGGGAAGACAGGGCCUCCGCAGACGGUCUUCUCCAGCGAAUCCGAUCGAAUACUCCUCUCUCAGGGAUCGCGUUGAACCCGCUGAAUGCGGUUUUUCUGUGCGCCCUCUGGGAGGAUAACCAGGGUGCCCUCCCCGCCACACUAACACAGCUGUACUCCACACUCAUAGAAUGUUUGGUGCGCCGCUACUUCGAACGGAUCGGACAGCCCUGCUCGGAGGCCGAACUUGUUCUCGCUGAUGUUCGUAACGUCCUCGUCACCCUAGGCCAGGUCGCCUUCAAGGGGCUCGAAGAAAACCGUAUGGUGUUUCAGGAACCAGAGUUGGAGGACAUUCCAAACCUUAUUCACGUAGGACUUCUCGCUCAGGACACUUGGGCAAGGCGUCUGUCUCAGCGUCCGUGGCGCUUCCUUCACAAGACGAUCCAAGAGUAUCUCACCGCAUACUACCUUGCCGAGUCGGAGCAAGGCUUUACCGUCGAACAAUUCGCGAAGGUCAUUCCGAACCCUGACAUGUACAUGGUGUGCAUAUUCCUGGCAGGGCUCUUGAAGGAUCGCGCUCAUUACUUCUUCGAGACAUGGACAGAAGUUAGGGACAAAAGUGAGCUGGCGAACAACUUAUGUCUAUCUUGUUUGUACGAGUGUGCUCCUCACAGUGAACUGGUGGAGAUUGUUCUACCCUCCUUUGUUGACGACGGGUCCUUCGAUGUGACCACAAAGCUGAAG
Messenger RNA from Branchiostoma floridae (Florida lancelet), 2079 nucleotides. RefSeq names its product NLR family CARD domain-containing protein 4-like. NCBI's taxonomy places the organism in Eukaryota, Metazoa, Chordata, Leptocardii, Amphioxiformes, Branchiostomatidae. The annotation marks the transcript as partial. The transcript is spliced from 6 exons. The record is from RefSeq and is a predicted model, not a curated record. Gene Ontology annotation, biological process: regulation of apoptotic process.